Molecule: messenger RNA, 2048 nt
Organism: Prionailurus viverrinus (fishing cat)
Lineage: Eukaryota; Metazoa; Chordata; Mammalia; Carnivora; Felidae
Gene: POU5F2
Product: POU domain class 5, transcription factor 2
Biological process (GO): regulation of transcription by RNA polymerase II
Molecular function (GO): RNA polymerase II cis-regulatory region sequence-specific DNA binding; DNA-binding transcription factor activity, RNA polymerase II-specific
Source: RefSeq, a predicted model, not a curated record
AUGGCGGGACCCAGGCCCUCAUACUUCUCCCCACGGCCAGGCAGUGGUAGGGGCGGGCCCAGAGGACCGGUGCCGGUGGGGGUUGACACUCCGGUCUGGUUGACCGCCCAGGCGGCUCUGAGCAUGCUGAUGGUCCAGCCGGGAAUCCAGCAGGGGGUCAGCCCAGGCCCUGAGGUGUGGGAGAUGCCCCUGGGUCCCCUGCCAUACAAAUUCCGGGGCGGGAUGGCACCCUGCACGCCCGGGGUCGGAGCUAGCAAGGUGGGAGCCUGGUUCCCGAGCCCCUCAGAGGGCACCUUCCCCAGGCCCUACAUCGUCCUGCAGUGCAUCCCAAGGUUGGCACUGCCAGAGGACGUCUCAGCCAUAGAGAAAGAGAUGGAGCAGCUGGCCAAGGAGCUGAGGCGAAAGAGAAUGGCCCUGGGGUACUCACAGGCCGACGUGGCGUUUGGUGGGGCUCUCUUUGGAAAGGUUCUUAGCCAGACAACUGUCUGCCGCUUUGAGGCCCAGCAGCUCAGCAUCGCCAACAUGUGGAAGUUGGGACUGUUGAUGAAAAUGUGGCUGGAGGAAGUGGACACCAAGAACUUUAUGGGUGUAUGCAAAAUAGAGAUGAUCCUGCAGCAGGCUCGGAAGCGAAGACAGGAAAGCAGGGAGCGACGCAUCGUAAACUAUCUAGAGAAACUCUUCUUGCAGUGCCGGAAGCCACCCCAGCAAAUCAGCCGCAUCGCUGGGCAGCUCCGGCUACAGAAGGAACUGGUCCGAGUUUGGUUCUAUAAUCGGAACAAGAUGGAUGGUCAGCCAACCAUUGAUUUCUCCCCACAGGAGGAUGUGGGGGCAGGGGGGUGGCCUCCUUUCCCAGGGGGGCCGGUAUGCUUUCCUCUGGCAUCAGGGCCCCAUUUUGGUUCCCCCUGCUAUGAAGAGCCCUAUUUUAUACACUUCACCCCUUACCCUGUGAAGGGGACCCACCUCUCUGCCCCAGCCACCCCUCUUGGCUACUCCAGGCUUUCAAACUGAGGGGCCCGCCCUUCUGGGCAGAGCUGAACUGGGGAAAUGGGUGAUGCCUGAAGUUCAUUUCAGGGCUGUUAACAUUAAGAGCUCCAUUAACUGUCUAAAGAGGUUAAUACUUAAGGUAUGGUUUGGGAGUUGUUUAGGAAAUUCAGGGGAGGGAAGUUGAAGUUUAUUAUUCCAGUGUUUUUACCUAGCAUUGACUUUAAGGUACAUUACGUAUAUGGUUUAGGAUAUUUUGUUUCUCUCUCUCUCUGUUAUUAAUUGAAAAUUACUUGUGUCUGUUAUUCCUUGUGAUUAUCAGUAAACAUCGGAUUUUUUUCCUUAUAAACACACCAUUGGAUGAAAAAUUCAAACACAGAAGAUUAUUUCAGUAUACCUUUUUUUUUUUUAAUCAAAACCAAGCAGAACUUUAUGUAAAAAUAAACAUAGAGUCCAAGAUAAUAGUAACCUCUGGGGGAAGGUUUGAGGUUGAGGUACAGAAAGAGUACACAAUACCUACCCAAGGGACCAUGCUGAAAUACAAGUGUUUUCUUGUGCUCCUCCCUUUCUUGAAAGAUGCUUUUUUUUUUUUUUCCUCCUAUUCACCUUUUCAUUUAGAGUGCUCAGUUUCAGGUGGAGGUCUCAAUCCAGAUCUCCACCUUAUGGAAUCCCACUGGUUUAUCCACAGUCCUGCCCAGGUCAUUGUGUUUGGAACCCCUUUCUUACUGAGGUUGGCAAGGUGGACAACACUUGCUCAGCCUCAGCUCCAGCUUACUUCUCUGGUUCUCAGCUCCAUUUGGUUUAUUACCUGGCUGUUUUCCUUACUUUCUUUUGAACUCAGAUAUGCAUCUUAGAGAAUAUCUGUGAUGGUUGAGUCAACAUUCCCUGGUUUUUGUGAUGGUAUAUGUUAUACCACUUUUCCAAUCUCUCCUACGAAAUUGGUCUUUUCUAGUUUUCUCCUUCUACAUUGGUAAAUUUUGAUCAUCAUAUACUAAACAGACAUACCUGCAUAUAAUAUUUAUUGCUUUCUGAUUCCAUCACUAAAUAUUAUAUAUGAGUCUUCUUAA